AUGGGAUGCCCAGAGGGAUUAAGACCGACAUUCUUCUUUGCUUCCACCACACAUGCGCGAUUCAUACCGACAAAACACAGCUUCAAGUAUCCAUUGCUCUACGUCGGAUUCCCUCUCACCAUGCGGGGAUCGAUCGGGAAGGUUGCGUCCAUCAAGGCGAGCAGAUCGGAGAAGACGAAGGCCGAAGAGGAGGGAAGAACGCUCAAGGAGGAUUUUACCUUCUUCAGCGUCGACCCGGCCAGGUACAUCAACUCGGAUCUCCCAUUCGAUCAGAAACUAGACAGUGUGCUUCUCGGCCAUGGCCUUAACCCCGCCGACUACCCGCUUGCGUAUCUCGUCACCACUCCCGCGUUCUUCGGAUACUCGUUCAACCCGGUUUCGUACUACUAUCUCUAUUCCGCUUCGAGGGAGCUCAAGCUCGUCGUUCUCGAAGUCCUCAAUACCUUCGGCGAGAAACACGUCUACGUUCUCCGCUCCGAUAAUCCUACCAAUCCUCCUGCACGGAAAGGCUACCUCUUUGCGGGCACCAUGGAGAAGGUUUUUCACAUCUCGAGCUUCAACCAUCGUUCGGGCUCCUACGUCAUCCAAGUCAACGAUCCGAUCGCGACGCCAUGGAAUCCGAGCUUGGACGUGCACAUGGCCGUAUACGACAAGGAGGGCCAGAAGACCAUGGUGGCCAGGGCGUUUUCCCACUCGAAUAGUUUCGAUUUGCUCACGGGCAGUCUGUUCCGCGGAUGGUAUAUCGGCCUGACAUGGGGGUACAACACGUUCCUCUCCGUUCCGCAAGCAUUCUACGAAGCAUGGAAGUUGUACAAGAAGAAGGCAACUUUCUACAUUAGGCCCGAGCCUCUCACGGGGAGCAUCAGGAGGGAAGCCACCAGGAGCGAGCGGGAAAUGCAGACCUUGUUCAUGUGCUACCUUCGCGCCAAGGUCAUGGAGUUCCGCGGGGGAUUGGAGGUCAAGGUUACGCUUCCGGAGAGCACUCCUCUCAAAAUGAGGACUCAUCCGGAGGUCACUUUUUCCAAUGGCAAACCCAGCAAGGGCGGAAUCAAGCAGCUCCAUCUCAGAGUGCUGAACCCCCGGUUUUUUAUGCGUUUCUUCGCCACACAGGAUCCAUCCCAGACGCUGUGGAUGGACUACACAACCAGUCAGCCGGAUUUCCGGCUUGUCACCGUCGAGGGGGACGGAGGAAUCAAGCUCUUCAAGAAGAUCCUCGAGAGAGACUCCCGGCAGAAAGCUCGGGAGGCACCCCCUGGUUGGACCUGGCGGCUCAUCUCGUUAUUACGAGCCUGGAAGACGAGGAAGGAACUCCGAACAGCCGCUUCGGGAACCACGCUUCCGCCACCUCGCACUCGUCCUAGCAGCCAUCUCAACACCAUGGACGAGUUCUACCUCCUGCAGCGAGCCGCUUGUCCCCGCGCUCGCGCAAUGUACAGAUGGAAGGUGCUGCACGCCGUCGUGGCCGACGUCCUUGGCUUCGGCGACUCGGGCAACGUCGAGCUGCUCGCGUCGCUUGCGAAAUCCGUCGGUCUGAUCGGCGUGGUGGUGCUGGCGAAUGUGGCCGCGGCCUGGCACUUCUACUGA
Messenger RNA from Tricharina praecox, 1584 nucleotides. RefSeq lists its product as uncharacterized. The transcript is spliced from 2 exons. The record is from RefSeq and is a predicted model, not a curated record. Bases 1 to 1584 code for a protein of 527 amino acids. Lineage: Eukaryota; Fungi; Ascomycota; Pezizomycetes; Pezizales; Pyronemataceae.